AUGAAGCCUGGUAUAUCAAAAUCUAACAAACAUAUGCAAUCUAUAGUUGAAAUGUUUUCUAAACAACUUGCUAAAAGAAAACAAGUAAACUAUGAUAAAAGUAAUGAAGAAGAACUAAGAGACUUACAAAAUAUUAAAACAGAAAAUAACAUAUUAAAUAUUGAACAAAAUAAAGAAAAUUGUAGUCCAGAAGCAAAUAAGGAAUAUCCAGAUGAACACCCUGAGAAAAAAGUCAAAUUUGAGGAUACUAUAAUUGUACCAAAACCUCAAAUUAAAAAUACGAAUAUGUUUUACAAUAAAUGUGAAUACUGCCGUCAAAAAUUGAAUGAUGAUAUAAAAUUUUAUUCGGGUCACCCAAAUGGUGCUCUAGAUGAAGAAAUUGCUUUAAUUGAUUCAAGAUUAUGUUUAUUUAAUGGAGAUGAAUCGUUCAUACAUGAAAAUGAUCAGCAUCCUCAAAAUAAAUUGACUUAUUUUAGUGUUUAUGAUAAAAAUGGACACUUGUGUGCUUUUGAUACUGGACUUAUAGAGAAAAAUGUAAAGUUAUAUUUUUCUGGAUAUAUGAAAGCUAUUUAUGAAGAAGAUACAUCAUUAGAGAAUGGAGUACCGGCAAAAAAUAUGGGUCCUAUAAAUGAGUGGUAUGUAUCUGGUUUCGAUGGAGGAGAAUUGGCUCUUAUUGGCUUUAAUACAGCAUUUGCUGAAUAUAUUCUAAUGGAUCCAUCUGAAGAAUAUGCACCUUUUAUGGAUGUUGUUAAAGAAAAAAUAUAUAUGAGUAAAUUGGUUAUCGAGUUCCUUCUAAAUGAAAUUAACCCCAGCUAUGAGGAUUUACUCAAUAAACUUCAAACAAUAGUACCACCUAAUGGCAUGGCAAAAUUCACUGAAGAUUCUUUAUUAAGACAUGCUCAAUUUAUAUGUGAUCAAGUAUUAUCAUUUGAUGAUUCUGCUGGAUCUGAAGAUACCCUUCUUAUCAUAACUCCUUGUAUGCGGGCAUUAGCAAAUCUUGCAGGCAUCACAUUAGGAAAAAGAGUAGCUCUUCGUCGAACACAACUUAAAGAACAAAAAGUUAAAAAACCAGCUUGGACAAAAGCAACAACUACACAAUUAGUUAAUGACAUGUUUGAAGGUAUAUUUGCAGAGCAGUUAAUUAAACACGAUGAUAAAAUAACAAUGGGACCUAAGAGACAAAGAUGUGGAGUAUGUGAAUAUUGUCAAUUACCUGAUUGUGGUCUUUGUAAUACUUGCAAAGAUAUGAUUAAAUUUGGAGGAACUGGAAGGAGCAAGCAAGCUUGUAUUAAAAGGAGAUGUCCAAACAUGGCAAUUCAAGAAGCAGAUGAUUCUGAUCCAGAAAAUGAAGAUCAAUAUGAACUUCUAUUAGAAAAUAAAAAUGUUGAAGAAGAAAGAAGUAGAAAAAAAGUCUUUAAAGAACUUAAAAAAGAUAUCACAUGGAUAGGAGCUCAAAUUGCUAGUGAUAAUUUAAAAACCUUUUACACGUCCGUUAUGGUUGGUGAAGAAAAAAUAGAAAUAAAUGAUUAUGUACUUGUAGAACCAAGAAAUCCAGCAAUUCCAUCACAUGUUGCUAAAGUUAUUUACAUGUGGGAAAAUAAAAAUGGCAUAAAACAAUUUCAUGGUAAUUGGUUGUAUAGGGGAAAUGAUACUAUUCUUGGAGAAACAUCAGAUCCUAUAGAAUUGUUUCUAAGUGAUGAUUGUGAUGAUAUACCUUUUAAAUCUGUCAGAUCAAAAUGUACUGUCAUUUUUAAAAAUAUUUUAGAAAAUUGGACUAAAUUAGAUAAUAUGAAUUUAAAUUUUGAGAAGGAAAUAAAAGACUUAGAUAAUAAAACAUUUUUUUAUCAAAAACGUUACAUACCUGAAACAGCUAGAUUUGAAGACCCUUCACCUGACUUACAAUGUCUUCGUAAAGAAACUACUCACCGGUUUUGUUCUGCUUGUGCUCGAUUAAGAGCAUUAGAACAAUUCAAUACCCCAAAGGUAUAUGAACGAAUAGAAGAAAUAAGUAGUAAAGAAGUUAUUUACGGUCUAAUAAAAUAUAAAGGAGAAGACUAUAGAGUUGGAACAGCUGUAUUUAUACGACCAGAAAAUUUUAAUUUUAAAUAUAAGACUACAUAUCAAGAUACAUCAAAAAUAAAAAAGGAAAAUGUAGAUGAAGAUAUGUAUCCCGAAUUUUAUAGGAAAUCUUCUGAUCAUGUGAAAGGUUCAAAUCUUGAUACGCCAGACCCCUUUUGUAUAGGAUAUAUAAACAAAAUAUAUGCUAAUACAAAUGAUAUGUUAGUUUCACCUUCUGAUAUUAAUAUUAGGGUGAAUAAAUUAUAUAGACCAGAAAAUACACACAAAGGUACUACAUUAUCAGAACAAUCAAAUCUAAAUAUGGUUUAUUGGAGUGAUGAAGUGUGUAAUAUCAAAUUUCCUGAGGUUGUUGGAAAAUGCUAUCUUAUUUACUCUGAAAAUUUAAAUCAAUCUGUUGAUGAAUGGAUUGCUGCAGGACCAAAUCGAUUUUAUUUUAACGAAACUUACAAUGCACAAGAAAAAACAUUUGAUGAGCCAUCAUAUCAUACUACGAGUAUUGGUAGGUGUGGUAAAAGUAAAGGCAACCUAAAAUUUAAAGGGAAGAAAACAGAGGAGAGUGAAAAAAGAGCAUUUGUUAAUAGACCUGUUGAUUAUAAUACAAUAUCGAAAAAAUUAAAAACAUUAGAUGUAUUUGCCGGUUGUGGUGGAUUAACUGAAGGUUUACAUCAAGCGGGUGUAGCUGAGACUCUGUGGGCUAUAGAGAAGGAAACUCCAGCUGCUUUUGCAUAUCGAUUAAACAAUCCUAAUACAACAGUGUUUACAGAAGAUUGUAAUGUAUUAUUAAAAAAAGUUAUAGAUGGCGAAAUAACAAAUGAAAUUGGUCAGAAGCUACCUCAAAAAGGGCAAGUGGAAUUAUUAUGUGGUGGUCCACCAUGUCAAGGCUUUAGUGGCAUGAAUCGUUUCAAUUCACGUCAAUAUUCUUUAUUCAAAAACUCCCUUGUUGUUUCUUAUUUAUCAUAUUGCGAUUACUAUAGGCCUAAAUUCUUUAUUAUGGAAAAUGUUCGAAAUUUUGUAUCUUUUAAAAGAAGCAUGGUUCUAAAAUUAACAUUAAGAUGUUUAAUUCGUAUGGGUUAUCAAUGUACAUUUGGGAUACUUCAAGCUGGAAAUUAUGGAGUACCUCAAACAAGACGCAGAAUGAUAAUCCUAGCUGCUGCACCUGGACAAAUAUUACCAAAAUAUCCAGAACCUAUACAUGUCUUCAGUAAACGUGCCUGUCAGUUAAGUGUAUUGGUUGAUAAUAAAAAGUAUAGUUCAAAUUGUAUUUGGACGGAAUCAGCACCAUUUAGAACAAUCAGUGUCAAAGAUGCAAUGUUUGAUUUACCAGAAAUUAGAAAUGGUUGGAAUAAAGAAGAAAUGUCAUAUACAAAUGAACCAAUAUCACAUUUCCAAAAAAAAAUGAGAGGAAAACAAUAUCAACUAUUAUUAAGAGAUCACAUAUGUAAAGAAAUGGCACCUCUUGUAGAAGCUAGAAUGGCCCAUAUUCCAAUUGCUAAUGGUUCUGACUGGCGUGAUUUGCCAAAUAUUGGUGUAAGAUUAAAUAAUGGUACUUAUUCUAAAACAUUAGAAUAUACUCAUGAUGAUAAAAAGGUUGGGAGGAGUUCUACCGGAGCAUAUCGCGGUGUAUGUAGUUGUUGCACAGGAAAGCAAUGUGAUCCUACAGAUAGACAAUUUAAUACCUUAAUACCAUGGUGUUUACCACAUACAGGAAAUCGUCAUAAUCAUUGGGCAGGUUUAUAUGGUAGAUUAGAAUGGGAUGGAUUUUUUAGUACAACUAUUACAAAUCCUGAACCUAUGGGAAAACAGGGUCGUGUGUUACAUCCAGUACAAACUCGGGUGGUAAGUGUACGUGAAUGUGCCAGAUCCCAAGGUUUUCCAGAUUCUUUUCGCUUUUAUGGCACUAUACUGGAUAAACAUCGACAAAUUGGAAAUGCAGUACCUCCGCCACUCGGAGUAGCUAUUGGAUAUGAAAUACGAAAAUGCAUACAAAAUGAAGAUGUGAUAACUGAAGUUGAUAGAAAAACCCAAUUAAAAGUUGAUUUAGAUCCAAAAUAA
Messenger RNA from Eufriesea mexicana, 4131 nucleotides. It is a transcript of the gene Dnmt1a, whose product is annotated as DNA methyltransferase 1a. Bases 1 to 4131 code for a protein of 1376 amino acids. Gene Ontology annotation, molecular function: DNA binding; chromatin binding; zinc ion binding. Gene Ontology annotation, cellular component: nucleus. The record is from RefSeq and is a predicted model, not a curated record. Lineage: Eukaryota; Metazoa; Arthropoda; Insecta; Hymenoptera; Apidae. Gene Ontology annotation, biological process: negative regulation of gene expression via chromosomal CpG island methylation; DNA methylation-dependent constitutive heterochromatin formation. The transcript has 15 exons.